This is a messenger RNA of Theobroma cacao (cacao), 1686 nucleotides long. The record is from RefSeq and is a predicted model, not a curated record. Lineage: Eukaryota; Viridiplantae; Streptophyta; Magnoliopsida; Malvales; Malvaceae.
UAAAUUCUGUUUUGUUAUUGUUUUGCAGGUUUUGUGUCUCCUCUAAUUUGAGCUUUAAAGAGAGAAUGGCAAUGGAAUAUGAGAGUAACAAUUGGAUUUGGGAUGGGGUGUAUUACUGCCCACAUCUCUUUGGUGGGCUAAUGCUAACGGCCGCCUUGCUCGGUUUGUCGGCCACUUAUUUUGGUGGAAUUGGACUUUUUCCAUUAUCAUAUGUUUGGUCAGAUUUAGGGAUCUUCCACAAGAAGAAGCGUGAGAAGAAGCGCAUUCGGGUUUACAUGGAUGGAUGCUUUGAUCUCAUGCAUUAUGGCCAUGCCAAUGCGUUGAGGCAAGCUAAGGCUUUAGGAGAUGAAUUGGUGGUGGGUGUUGUGAGUGAUGAGGAGAUUAUUGCUAAUAAGGGCCCUCCUGUUCUACCUAUGGAAGAGAGGCUGGCACUUGUCAGUGGAUUAAAGUGGGUCGAUCAAGUUAUAGCAAAUGCACCCUAUGCAAUUACUGAGCAAUUCAUGAGCAGUCUGUUCAAUGAGCAUAAGAUUGACUAUAUAAUACAUGGUGAUGAUCCUUGCCUUCUCCCAGAUGGAACCGAUGCUUAUGCCUUGGCAAAGAAAGCUGGCCGCUACAAGCAGAUUAAGCGCACUGAAGGUGUCUCCAGCACGGAUAUUGUAGGAAGAAUACUUUCCUCUGUAAAGGAUACUAAAGGUGUUGGAGAUAAUAAUAGCACACUUUUGAAUGGAGAUUUGGGAGAAAAGCAUCAGUCACAAAGGGGUCAGAUUGCCCAAUUUCUACUAACAUCUCGGCGGAUUGUGCAAUUCUCAAAUGGCCAGGGGCCUGGACCAAAUGCUCGCGUUGUGUACAUUGAUGGGGCAUUCGAUCUCUUUCAUGCAGGACAUGUGGAGAUCCUCAAGAGGGCAAGGCAGCUUGGAGACUUUUUGCUAGUCGGUAUCCAUACUGACCAGAUUGUGAGUGAGCAUAGGGGGACCCCCUACCCUGUUAUGCAUCUACAUGAGCGUAAUCUGAGCGUGUUAGCUUGCCGUUAUGUUGAUGAAGUUAUCAUUGGUGCACCUUGGGAAGUUACGAAGGACAUGAUUACAACUUUCAACAUUUCUUUAGUUGUGCAUGGAACAGUUGCCGAGAGCAACACUUUGUUGGCUGGUGAAACUGAUCCAUAUGCAGUUCCUAAGAGCAUGGGAAUUUUUCGGUUGCUUGAAAGCCCUAAAAGGAUAACCACAAGUUCAGUAGCCCAAAGGAUAGUUGCCAAUCAUGAGGCUUACAUGAAACGCAAUGCUAAGAAGUUACAGAGUGAAAAGAAAUACUAUGAAGAGAAGACCUAUGUUGCAGGAGACUAGCUGAUACAGGUUUAUAUUAGAUAGCAAGUUUGGUACAGCUCUUCUUGCAGCCUUAACCAUUCAUGUAGAUGCUUGUUGAAGACAGAGUAUUCAGUUGUUUAUGUUCUUGAAGGAUAGGAAGAGAAGAAGACAUAACAUGGAAAGACAUCAAUACCAGAAACUUCCAAGUAAACUUUUGUUGUUUUCAUUCAGUUUUCUCAGAUAUAGAGGAAUCUUUUAAUAAUUUAUUUACUAUACGAUGCUUGUAAACGAUGUAAUUACUGAUUAAUUUAUCCCUUUGGGCUUAUAAUUUUGGAGUGUUUUUGUUCGAAAGGAAAAGAUACUACUAAUAUUUUUGCCUGUUCAA